UCACAAUCACACACUUUCACAUGCUAUCAUGGCGCCGGCCUACCAUGCAGGCCCGGCGCCUGCCGGCAACAGCAAGCCCUCGAGCAAGCGUACCUCCACCGCGUCCUUAAUGAGCGCGCUGUCGCGCGGCUCGCGUGGCUCAGAGCUCGCAGACUCCGCUAAUGAAUGGGGCGUCGGCACCACCCUCAACGAUGAGCCCAGCACCCUCUCCAGUCCACCCAGCCUUUCUAAAUCGCUACCUGGGCAGUCGGGCGACAGGUCGCGCUCGGCCACGGUCAGCUCAGUCGAUAUCCCCCGAGUCAUGUCGCCCGUUUCCAUGUCCAAGGGGAGCGUGAGCCGGCAUCAGUCGACCAAGAGCCGCGUGGACGUGAUGCCCAGCAUGCAAGAGGGCGUUGUAUCGGACCUACCUGACACAAGGACGAGGCCGAGGGGGCUCACCGAGUCAGCAGUGGGCUACACGCCCGCCGUCGUGCCCCGUAAGCCCUCCCUCCCCGUCCCCACCUCAGUCUUCGAUCCAGCCUUCGCCCCUGCCCCUUCCCUCUCCGCCCCGGCUCGUCCAACCACUCGCCCAACCUUUCCACCAGGCAAUGCGUCCAGCCCGCCAGACUUCCGCCCCAUCCUGGCAAGCGGCCCCUCUCCGGGGUCGAGCACGGCGUCAUCCUCCCGAUCCAAGCCUCAGCUACGCCUCUCCACACAAGAGCUGCCUCCGCCUACCAAAGAGGACAAGCCGCCCCUCAGCCCGGGUAUGAAGCACUGGAAGCAGGUCCGACAGCAUGUCUUGACGGCCCCGUCGCCUAUUGAGCCUCCCAAGUCCAAGCGCGGCAUUGUGUCCCGAACGGCGGGGCGAUUCGGCUUCCGCUCGGUUGUCGAGAACGUCCUCGGAUACGACCGGAGACGCGGGAGCACAUACGGCGCCUUCCCAGUAGACAUGACAGAAGAGGAGAGGGAGGAGGCAAGUAGAGAGCGGCGGAGAUUCGCUCGCGCAGUCAAGACAUGUCUCGACGAUUGUGCGGCUGAGGAAAGCGCGCGCCGCUUGCGCCGUCUGGCCGCUGCGGGUGGCCACACUGUUCCAGCUCCUCAGACAUCGAAACCCAAGAGCACUCAUCACAGCGCGCACGGCGGACGCUCGGGCAGCGUGCAUUCCACAAACUUGCUCGAGGAUGACGGCGUCAGUGCUUUCUACCCUCUGCUCUCUGCUCUGGUCAAGUUUGGCGUCGACGCCAAGGCCAAGCGCGUGUGGUCGCGCACGUGUCCUCACCAUGCUGCAAUCCUUGCCGAACUCGAAACCGCAUUCCUUCCCGACUCAGCGAGCCGCGUUGGUGAGCGCGCCCAAGCGUUGCAGGUCUAUUUCACCAUUGUGUCGCACUGGAGCACGGACAGCGAGGACGACGAGCUCGACCGCUGGCUAUGGCUGUGCCGCGCAAUGCUCCUCGACGACCGUCCGUCGCGCGAGCGCGGAUUGCACCUCCUUGCCCUCAUGCUGCGCGGCGACUCGUCCAUUCCAGAGGCCCUCGUGCGUCCGGCGAGUGCGCUCGACUUCGAAAGCGUGGUGAUUGCACUACUGAAGUUGCUCUAUGCGCUAGAGAACUCGAGCUACGCCAGCGACGACCACCAAGCAAUCGUAUGGGACCUGCUCGCAUUCAUGGGGGAGGGCGACAUCGUCGCCGUUGAGCCCGAGUCGGUGCUUCCCUUCAUAGAUGACGACCAUCUUACCAUCCGCAAUGCCGAACAUGAGCUGCUCUGGUUGGCGGCCGCUAAAGCUAUUGCAGCUGAUAGACAUGUCGGCAUAUGGCUGCUCGACUGCAACGCCUCAGUGCUGCGGCGCUUUACACCGCCUCCCGUGUUGCCAGGUAUGCCCGAGUUCGCGCGCAAGCUCCGCAUGCUGGCGAGCAAGACCUUCAUGUCCUCUUUUGUGGCGCUUGUGCGCGACGUCGACGACGAGGACGUCUUAAUGGCCGGCGCAGAACUGGCAAAGGAAAUCUUCGACGAGGCUUUGGCUCUCCCCGAGCGCGCUGGUAUCGAGGCUGCGUAUGCGCUGGUCUUACUGGCGCUAGACUGUGCCUCUGAUGUCCAGGAGUCGCGGUAUGCGGAGGAGCUUAGAUCGCUCCUCACCGAGUACAAGGACAUCGCACCCUCCGUCGCAGUGGCUUUUGUCUCAUCCUUCCCGGCGGCGCAGGUGAUGAAGGCCACCCGCGCAUUCCUCCAGACAGAUAUGCCACUGGGAAGAGCUUGCAUCCAACCUCUUCUCGAGCGCCUCUCGACCCUCCCACCGAGUUCAGAGGCGCGCGCUUUUCUAGCAUGGCUGGCGACAGCCCAUCCAAAGCUUUUCUACAAGCCUCUCUUCACCUGCGCCGCAGCUGCGCAUGCUGAGUCCUUAGCCAAGCCGCUCCGGAUCGCUGUGGCUCUGGCCGAGCAGCUUGGAUCCGAGGCGUUUUGGAUAUGUGCCGAUCCUCAGAUGAUCGCCAUCGUGCUCGGCGACAUGUCUGGCGGCAAAGGCAACGGCAAAGCUGGUUCGUCUUUUGCCAACGUCAAGCUGGGUCGGUAUGCGCUACUCGUCGAGCUCAUCAUCGCUCUCAAGGGUGUGAAAGGCCCGCAGCUCGCCGUAUUCGCGCAGGGACUCGAGACCCGUCUCGGCGCGAUGCUCGAGCACGAAGAGCGUAGUGGGACUUUGCCACCGGUUUAUCGCAGCCUCGUUGCGCAGAUGAUUGGCACUCUCCGUGUCGGCUCGGGCCUCAUCAAACGCACGUCAGCCACCCGCCUUGCCGUGCAAUGGUACACCUCCCGGACGUGGCGCGCCACCGCGCACGCCCCAGAGACGAGCCAGAUCGACUCGCUUGUCCGCUUGUACAAGCCAGACCCGGAGGCCGCGGCUCAGAACGCCCCCCGCGUGGCAUGCCUCAAUCUUCCACUCACCGAUGCGCUCCCUACCCUCCUCGUCACUGUGCAGGCGAGCCUAGGGUCUGAGGAAUGGGGUGCCCUCCUCCCAAUCGUCUGGGAAAGGUACGCCCGGCGCGGCCAGCCCGUCGAUCAGCUCACGUUCCUCUUGAUGAAGUGUGCUGAGGCUGCCCGGGGAGGCCUGCGCAACCUCGUCCAGACCGAACUGUACAACGCUGGGCCCAGUGUGCGCUCCUACGCCCUCCUCAAGCUGGCAAUGCUCUACGGGUACCGCUUUCAGGUGUACACGCAGGAAACAAUCACUGACAAGCGCGGCCUCAACUUCCGCUUCCCUCAUCGACAACUCGAAUUUGUCGUUGCAGAUAUGGGAUCCCAGGCGUGGGUCACGCCGCGUGAUGCGCAGGACGCCGCGCUGCAGAAGUACGGGCGUGCUCUGCCGCUCGAGCUGCGCCAACGCCUCAUGGAGCUCGGAUGGACUGAAGACGAGGAAAUGACGGCCAACGACAUUGAGCGCAUGCCCGUCACGGCAGUGCCGCCAACCGGCAAGGGUAGCGUGGCGGCCGAGCUGAAGCACACCACUGUUCCGAUCGUGAAGCGCAAGGGCUCGAACUCAUCCCUCCACUCCAACAGUGCCAAGGUGCACCGUGCCGUCGUCCCUCCAGACUUGGUGACGAUCGUCAUCGAUCAGGCACGUCAGCUCGCCACAGCUGAUGAUAUCGGCGUUGAGCUGCUCUCCAAGGAGCUUGUGCGGAUGUUCGAGCGCGACGACGCGACUCUCUUCAUGCGGCCCGUGUCCGAGGAGCUCCCGCAUGAUAUCGGAAACGCCCUGCUGCGCGUUAACGGCGUCAUCGCCCAGCCGACACCCGGCUUCGCGCACGCGGCACUCAAUGCGCUUACCGGCUUUCUAAAGACUGCGGUGCGCAAGGAUCCCAAGUUUCCACACUGGGCUCCGCUGCUGGGCACGAUCGCGCGCCUCAUUCCCUCCGUGUGCGAGAUCUCGUUGCGUGACAUCCGAAAGACCAAGUCCGAGCACGUGCUCCUCCCCGCGUCGAUUUAUGAGACAGAGGGCGGCUUCAAGCUCCACAGGCCCUGGCAGGAGGACGUGCUUCUUGACGUGCAGGCAGCACAGCUCAUCUUACUGUCUGCGAUGCUGCGCGCCAACCCGCGCGACGUAUACCUCGUCAAGAAGAUGCUCUUCAACCUUCAGGUGCAGGAGAGCAUGCGAUACCUUCCUUUUGCGCGUGCGUGGGUCGAGCUCAUCGUCGAUCUGUUCACGACGGUCAACAGCAACUACAACGACCGCGCAGAGCUGCGCCACUUCCUGUACAAUAUCACCGCCGUUCUGACCCUGCACAGUUCAGACAUGAUCGUCGUUGCGCACGGGAUGCGUGCGCUCGCGCUCUGCGCCACCCGGUUCAGGCGAGUGUUCGCCAGCAUCGGCUUCGUGAGCAUUAUGCCGCCCGUGUACGCUGUGUAUGUGCACGGGCAUGGGGGCAUCAGGGAUGCGGUCGAGUAUGCUUGCCGCUCUUUCUACCGGAUUCACCAGGACGUGUUUGUGUACCAGCUCUGCCUCGCGUUAUCCGAGCAUACGCAUGAGGACACGUUCGACGCCCGCGCAGCGUACAAUCUCCUGGCCGUCCUCUCUGCGGAUGACCCGGCGUCUGGUGUGCCAAGUGGCAUCCGCGACCUGAACUGGAAGUAUGAGGUCGAGGCACUGCUCCAAAUGCAGGUAGGCGGUGCAGAGGUGUCUCUCUCGGAGCUCCGCACCGAUAUGGCUCAGGAGGCGCGCCUCGCCCACCUCAGCCUCCAGCCCGCCCUCUUCCCGACGGACAACAUCGUACGCCUGUUGGUGACAGUGAUCGCGGUGAAUGCCGCCAGCAAGCGAGGGAUUCGUCUGAUGGGCCUUUUCGCCAAGCUCGCGCUGCAUCUUCAACGAUCUGCCGAUGCAAAAGGCCGCGGGCUCCUCGCUGAGGCUAUCGAUGUCCUCGGUCGUUUCAUCCAACGCAUGCGCGCGAGCGACGACACCUUCCUCCAGCGCCUUGUGCCCGGCGACGAUGCCGGCGGGACCGACUGGCAUAGCGCACGCGGUGCAUACGUGGACCUAGUGGACGCAUUUACAGCCUCGGGCGGAGCGAUAAGUGUCAACGCCACCCGUCGCUUCCUCGACAUUGUGCUGCAGGUCCUCAUCGAUGGCAGGAAUGCCAGCAUAUCUCGGAUACUUGGCGCGCUGGCGCGCGCACAUCUGUCGGGCGAGUCGUCCUUCCUGGCCGACCUCGUCCCUGCCUAUCGCCAGCGUAUCGCGAGUGUGGAUUUUAGCGGCGUGCUGGAGGCCAUUUCUGCCCUCAUUAAGCAAAGCAGCUUCCGCCUCCCCAUUUCCACGGCUCGACUCGUAGUGGACGACUACAUCGGCCCCGCGCUUCGCAUGCUGGCACUGGCGUCAGAUGAAUCGAUGGCCUUCGUCGUGCCCCUCCGACGGGCGACCGUUGAGCUUUUGAGCCUCGCCGUCUUCCUGCCAGGCGUGGACGCGCUUCACGCCCUCGAGCGUGUGCCUGUGUCAGCAGGGUUGCUAGCCGGCGUUGUCCUUCCGCUUGUCCUCCAACUUGAGCCGCCGCCGGAUAGAGAGUAUGCUGGCCUGUGGGUCCGUAUCCUCCGCCUCUCUUUGCGGCCGCCGCGUGGUCCUCCGCUAGCCCAAGCCGCCCAGGCGGCCCUGGCACUUCAGAUAGUCAAGAUCGCAGCGGUGCGUGUGCCGGACGCCAUCUCGGGCGAACGCGGCCUCUGGACAUACCUUGCGACAUACGCCCGGUCUGCCGUGGACGGUGGUUCCGGCCACUUCUUCACCCGUACGACGCCGCGACUCAUCGAUUGGAUGAUGUGGUCCCUCUUCGAGUUGCUCUCGCUCUAUCGCUCCCCGUUAGCCUUGGCGCUGCGGCUGCGGAUCCAGACAGCCUUGGCCGCCGUCUCAGACGAACGGGACGCCAACUCCUCCCGCCCCUCCACGGCCGGAACGAGCGGUAGCGCCCACGCACCAACGCCUCGAUCUCUGUCAGGCCUGGUCCGCCGCCCGUCAGCGCGCAUACCGAGCUCGUCUUCGAAUCUGAGCCCGCUCGCAGCCCGCGUCACCAGUAACACGCUUGCCGCGGUCCCGGAGAAUGCGAGCACGCUCUCACCUGGCUCGCCGCUCCUCGGGUCGCCCAACCCAUCUCUAGGCGUCUCAGCCCCCUCCACACCGACCCACCACCGCUCCCUCUCCGCAGCCUCCGCAGCCUCCGCGGCCUCAGCCACCUCGGCUACCUCAGCCAUGUCGGGCGGCAGCACGUACUCGGACAUAUCCCUCUCCUCACCCAACCCGUCCCGCGCCCCGAACCUCUCCACAGCAGGCUCGCGCCGGUCCCUCGCCCCCGUCAAGCCCUUCACGACGAUCUCGGCGCGCCGCGCCUCCCGGCCGACGUUCGAUGCAUUUGAGCGCCGUUUCUCUGCCGCCCCGCGCCCCGCCGACCGAGGCACCAUCGUGCAUCUUCUCGGCCCGGCAUCCGUGGCUGCUGCGACGGCGACAGGCUCAGGUCCCGCAGCGCUGGCUCUCGCGGCGGGCGAUCCGCGCCGCGAGGCGCUCCGCUCACGCUUGCGAAGUGACGUGUUAGCCGACGCCACGCGCCGCGGUCUGCUCGCCACCCUAGUCGUUUACGGGUACGAGGUCGAGGAGGAGGUCGAGGUCCACGCGUGGAACGCGCCGGACGCACUAUACGCGAUCACGGAUCAGACGCGCGCGCUUGUCGAAGACGAGCUGAGCGACGUUUUCAAUCCCCCCAACCGCAACCGGAUGAGUCGGGCUGACCUCGACGCCGCAACCGAGAGGGCCGAGGAGGACGACGGGACAGCGUCCAAGCGCUCGAGCUAUGUACACCCAUGGGAGGAGAACCAGGACCUCCCGGCACUCAGCUACACCCUCAACCACGGUUUCGAGGAAGGAGGGUACUCGCUCACGACUGAGUCGCCCCGAAACUCCCUCGAGCCUGGACAUCGGCGCACGCCGUCGCGUGAGAUACCCACUGUGGCGAUAUCACUGGCCUGAUCGCCUGAUACCCUGCAUGCCCAUACCGCACAGAUGACUUGUACAUGACAUGAUAUGUAUAUGGUGGACUAGG
Cutaneotrichosporon oleaginosum is the source of this 7037-nucleotide messenger RNA. RefSeq lists its product as uncharacterized. Lineage: Eukaryota; Fungi; Basidiomycota; Tremellomycetes; Trichosporonales; Trichosporonaceae. Gene Ontology annotation, cellular component: cation channel complex; axon. Gene Ontology annotation, biological process: monoatomic cation homeostasis. The record is from RefSeq and is a predicted model, not a curated record. Gene Ontology annotation, molecular function: monoatomic cation channel activity.